Messenger RNA from Populus nigra (black poplar), 1092 nucleotides. RefSeq names its product RING-H2 finger protein ATL78-like. Bases 6 to 668 code for a protein of 220 amino acids. The record is from RefSeq and is a predicted model, not a curated record. The transcript has a single exon. Gene Ontology annotation, biological process: protein ubiquitination. NCBI's taxonomy places the organism in Eukaryota, Viridiplantae, Streptophyta, Magnoliopsida, Malpighiales, Salicaceae. Gene Ontology annotation, molecular function: transferase activity.
CACAAAUGUCUACCACGUUUUCUACAUCCCCUCUACUCUUCCAACAAUUUCUUGGGGAUUUUCACCCAAGAAAACUGUUGCUACACAACCCUCUUUCCCAACCAUCUUCCAUUGCAUCUCCUUCACCUUCUGGUAACAUCCAAGAUCCAUUGAAUCCUAAUGCCAAUGGCGAUAAGCACUUCGAUAUAAAUGUUGUUAUGGUCCUCAUAGUCCUAAUAUGUGCACUCCUUGUUUCACUUGGACUAAAUUCUUUCAUAAGGUGUGCAGUAAGGUGCUCAUAUUUAAAUGGAAAUUCUUCCAAUAGAGGGAUCAAGAAAAAAGCCUUGAGAACUUUUCCUAUAGAGAAUUACUCCCCAGAGAAGAGUAAAUUGCCAGGGCUGGACACACAAUGUGUCAUAUGCAUAUCAGAGUUUGUACAUGGUGAUCGAGUUCGAAUUUUGCCCAAGUGUAGCCAUGGAUUUCAUGUGAAGUGCAUUGAUGAGUGGCUUAGCUCACACUCAUCUUGCCCUACAUGCAGGCACUGCCUUAUGGAGACGUGCCAAAAGAUUGCUGGUGUUAGUCAGGCUAGCUCAUCGGAACAACCACCUUCUGUAGCGCAAGAAAGAGUUGUGAACAUUGCACCCCUAGAGCGUGAAGGUUUGGUCUGCAAUUACAGGGAAGCCAGCUAAGUCAAAUUGCUGUUUUUUGGCCAUCAAGUUAAAAUCUACCUAAGGUUACCGAAUUUGAAUUUCAAAGCUGUCAAAUGACCCAGAUUGAAGUGGUUGCUUCAGGGGCCAAAAUGAUAUUCCUCUACCAUCCAAUUUGGCUAGGAAAUUAAAUGAUUAUAUUAAUGACUAGUGCCGAAGGUGGUGGCUGAGUGGUGUUGCACUUGUUAUCCUCUGAUGUUGAAAUUUGGAAUAUGCCACUCAUGUCUGAAGGAAAAAGAACUAAAAUCUUGGCUGUUGAAAUUAUCCAAUACAGUCUAUGUUUUUGCGACAAAAUUCCUACAGUGGCAAGGUUACUUGUAAAAUUGACAAGAAAAUAUGUUUCAUGGCAGCAGUACCUGUAAAAAAUAGCAUUAUUAUGAUUAUACACUUUCUUAUCUUUAUCUUA